Molecule: messenger RNA, 2301 nt
Organism: Xyrauchen texanus (razorback sucker)
Lineage: Eukaryota; Metazoa; Chordata; Actinopteri; Cypriniformes; Catostomidae
Product: transcription factor GATA-5-like
Exons: 7
Coding region: 460-1611 (383 amino acids)
Biological process (GO): cell fate commitment; negative regulation of transcription by RNA polymerase II; cardiac muscle tissue development
Cellular component (GO): nucleus
Molecular function (GO): RNA polymerase II cis-regulatory region sequence-specific DNA binding; zinc ion binding; DNA-binding transcription factor activity, RNA polymerase II-specific
Source: RefSeq, a predicted model, not a curated record
GCAGUAAAGUAGAGAACAAAUCAGAGAACGGUUAUAUUAGGCAUUCUCUGCCGCAACAACUAUCUUCAGAUACAGACAAGGCACAGUGACAAAUCCCAACGCAGAGAGGGCAACUACAACUUUUUGCGUGUAACGUAGACUUGUAGUAUAUAUGUUAUAGUCACAGAUAGCUUUCGUUGGGAUAAAAUCAAAGCCGAAAAGAGAGAGAGAGGGGACCCUCCAACGGCGAAAUUAAAUCAACUCACUUGGAAAAGAGGGUUCCUGACUUUAUCACUGACAGACCUUAUCUGGAGUGAAUUUCCCUUUGAGGCCCCUCCACAAGAAAUUAUUGGAUUGGAGAUUUCGGACGUUAUCGCGACCUUUACUCCAAGGUGUUCAGAAUUUGGGCUUUUCUUUUUGGGGUAAUUUUUUUAUUUAAUAUUUCAACAUCUAAAAGGAUAGUUUGCAAUUGGAUACAUUAUGUAUUCGAGCCUGGCUUUAUCUUCCAACCCGUCCCCCUACGCACACGAUUCCGGGAACUACAUCCAUCCAUCUGCCAGCUCACCUGUUUAUGUUCCCACAACCCGUGUACCUGCCAUGCUCCAACCCUUGCCCUACCUACAAACAUGUGAGUCAACCCAUCAGACACAUGGACUCGGCAGUCACCACGCUUGGUCACAGACCGGCACGGAGAACUCCACUUUCAACCCAGGCAGCCCUCAUCCUCCUCCCGGGUUCUCUUAUUCACACAGCCCGCCGGUAAGCAGCAGCACCGGCAGGGAUGCUGCACACCAGAAUCAGCUGGUGCUGAGUAAUGGCGGGCGGGCAGAUCAGUAUGGAAGUGCCCUGGUGCGCGCCGUCGGUGGAUCCUAUUCUAGCCCCUACACGGCUUACAUGAGUCCGGAGAUGGCAACGUCAUGGACACCAGGGCCCUUCGAUGGCGGCAUGAUCAGUCUUCAGGGACGACAGGGAACUCUACCUGGAAGGAGGUCCAGUUUUGACAUGCUUGAGGAGUUCCCGUGUGAAGGGCGUGAGUGUGUCAACUGCGGCUCUAUCUCGACCCCACUGUGGAGGAGAGACGGUACCGGACAUUACCUGUGCAACGCGUGCGGCCUCUACCACAAGAUGAACGGAAUCAAUCGACCUCUUAUCAAACCACAGAAGCGCUUGCAAAGCACGUCUCGACGAGCAGGUCUAUGUUGCACAAACUGUCAUACCAGUACGACCACGCUGUGGAGGAGAAACGCAGAGGGAGAGCCUGUCUGCAAUGCCUGCGGACUGUACAUGAAGUUGCACGGGGUACCAAGACCAUUAGCAAUGAAGAAAGAAAGCAUUCAGACCAGGAAACGCAAACCAAAGAUGCCCAAAACAAAAACAUCCUCAGGGUCAACGGUGUCUGGCACUACAUCUCCCCCUUCAUUACCCAUGUCAGAAAACGCCUCUACAAUAAAGAGUGAACCAAACAUUGCAGCUUCUCCAUAUGCUGGCCAAACUGUUGUCUCAGUCACACAGGCACCAAUACAGUUGGACAGUGCCAGCUCAGGACAUGUAGACAUCAAAUAUGAGGACUACACAUACACACCAACAUCAAUUGCUCCACAGAUCUCCUGGUGUGCGCUGUCUCAAGCGUGAUCUGAGACCCUCCCCAAAAGGACUUUUGACUACCUAGACUACCUAUUUGAAGUCACUUUUACACACAUAUGGACCUUGGGAAUGUAAUAUUUGACUACAAGUUGGGCUACUUUGCCUUGUUGAUUUAUCACAGCAUAUCUCUCUGUGAUGUCAUGGCUAAUUCAUGAUAUUCUGCCAAAAUGCAGCGGGCGACAUUCAACGACUCAUCAAGCAGUUCUUGAGUUACUCAAGCAACGAUUGGAAGGACAAAAAAACCAUGCUUUUAUGGCUUCUGAACAUGUUUCAUUGCUUAGAUGUUAAUGAUUAACUUUUAAGAUACAUUAUUUAUGUUAAGAUAAGAAUGGUAUAGGCACACAGGUCUCUCCCAUCAUUCUCCUUAUCAUUUAGGGAAUGUGUCAUUAUGGUCAUUAUGACUUUACAUCGCAUACAUUCCCUGGAUGAGAUUUUAAAAGUUUCCUUGUUGUCUUUGCUGAUUCCAAACUCUGUUAAUGCUGUAUUGUAUUCCUCCGAUGAUCUGAAGUGCAAUGUCCCUCACUUUUUAGCACAUUUUGAAAAGGGACACAUUUAUUUUAAUUGUUUAGAAUUUUGUGCUUUGUUUUGUCAGAAUAUGUUAACCUAAAUUUAUUUGCUGAAUUUUGUUGAUAUUGGAAUUAUAUAAUUGUUUUAUUGCAUAUAAAAUUGCAAAAAAUC